GCUGCUGAUGAUUUUCAAAAUGUUCUCCUCGUUUUAGAUUUAUUAAUAUUUUUCUCUCUGUGCCACUGGUGAUGAGUUGUGGGCUAAAAGUUUAGUUUGUAAUUACCAAAGAGAACAUUAAAUACCGAUUCGCUAUAAGUUUUAUAUUGGAAGUUUGAAUAAUGUGCGAUACCCCAAUCCAAAUAUCAUCAGAUGAUUCCGAAAGUAGUAAUGAUUCUAUCAAAAAUUUGCCAUCAGUAGAUUUUCAUUCAUCAUUUAGUUCAGAUAAUACAGCUUCAAGUUCAACAAAUGGAUCUCGCCUUACAACAAGGACAACAGCCAAAACUAAGAAAAAAAAAUAUGCCCCUAAAACACAAAAGAAAGCUACUAAGAAGAAAUCAGUGAAAGAAAAGCUUACUGAACAGAAAGCUGCAAAGACAAAGGUUCAAAAAUUAAACAAGAUUUACAGACCAGGAGAAUGUAUGAAGUUUAUAGAAAUAGUAAUGCACCCAACGUUCUUGGAUAAAUGGUACACGGAAGAUCUUGAAAACGAAAUUCACAUGGGUGGUGUAAGGAUCCUGUCUUCUUCAGAUCUCUUCGAACCAGGUCUAGUGCUGUGGAGACGUAGUGUGCCAUCCUCACUGGUUUCCAUAUAUGGUCAGGUAAAUAAUACGUCACCAGAAGAGCGCUGUGAUCGUGGUUUAUACGUCAUCACGGCUCAAGAUGUAGUCACGUAUGUGUGCGAACACACACUUGUGAGACAUGUCGCCCAGAUACGCGACAUGGCCGAUGUCAAACUUACGCUUGUUAUUUUCGGCGUCCAAGAUUACUUUAAACAUGCAAGAAAGAAGAGUAAACAAAAUAACGACCUUGUUAUGACUGAGAUGGAUUUGGAAAUGGCCAUAACUGAUUUGUUAGUGAGUACUGGAUGCGACGCAGUGCUAUUGGACCAGUCCAUCGAGCUUGCAACGUUAAUAAUGCAUUUCACAAAAGCUAUAGCGUUGGCUCCUUACAAGAAGGCAAAACGCGAGUGCGACGAGCAAGCAGAAUUCUAUAUGAGAGGCUAUAAUAAGAAAUGCGUUCCGGUGGAUAAGGACGGUAAUGGUAUUAGUAGGCUUUGGCAGCAAAUGAUAGCUGUGUUGCCAUAUUGCAGCUUGGAGAAGUCACGCGCCCUCUGUGCCAAAUAUAAGACGCCAUUAGCCUUGUAUGAGACUCUACAGUCACCAGAAGGUGUAAGGGCGGUAGCGGACUUGGGGGUGACCCGCCCUGUGAUUCCCCGUAGUAGGGUGCGUCGUAUCGGUCCAGAGUUUGCCAGAAAACUGCAAAUUUUGUUUACCGCUGAAGACGGAAAUACUUUGAUUGAUUAAACCUUAUGAUUACAUACAAAAUAAUUACACUACAUACAUUACGUACAUUUUUACUUACAAAAUAACAUUUUUUGUAAACUAUUAAAAUAUGAAAAGAUCUCACUAUCAUAGGUAUUAUAGCUUGUGUACUAUUAUAGGCUUUCAGAAUUUUAGUAACAUCUUACAUUUUCAAUCAAUAUACACGAUCAUCAGGUAAAUCAUAUAUAUCAUAUAUCAGACAAAAUGGGAGAGAAUUAUAUGAAGUGUAAACCUUUAUAAAUUAACAUAAACUGACAACAGUUUUCAAUAGUAGUAAUGCAUAAUUCUCUGUAGUAAUAACGAAGUAUUUUAUAUUGAUUUUAUAUUGAUAAAAAUGAAAAAUAAAU
Molecule: messenger RNA, 1711 nt
Organism: Parnassius mnemosyne (clouded apollo)
Lineage: Eukaryota; Metazoa; Arthropoda; Insecta; Lepidoptera; Papilionidae
Source: the annotation of a GenBank genome assembly